Pichia kudriavzevii is the source of this 1005-nucleotide messenger RNA. RefSeq lists its product as uncharacterized. Gene Ontology annotation, cellular component: mitochondrion. The transcript has a single exon. Bases 1 to 1005 code for a protein of 334 amino acids. The record is from RefSeq and is a predicted model, not a curated record. Gene Ontology annotation, molecular function: flap-structured DNA binding; DNA endonuclease activity; crossed form four-way junction DNA binding. Lineage: Eukaryota; Fungi; Ascomycota; Pichiomycetes; Pichiales; Pichiaceae.
AUGACAGGCCUCAAAGACUUAAUCUUACAGGAGGGGUUAAAGAAAGAUUUUUUGGUAAGGAUAAUGAGGAAGUUGGGGUAUUAUCAUAGUGGAUUGACAAAGGGUGAAUUGAUAGACACCUUAGUGAAGAAGAUCGAGGAAAAUGACAAUGCAAAUGGAGAUUUAGUAUCACUGGACAUGGGAUUGAAAAAUAUGUCGCUCGCCCGGUUUUCAAAUGAGCAGGGGAAAAAACCCACAUUGAUUCAAUGGUUUAAAAGAGAUCUUGAAUCGGGUGUGAAAGUAUCCUUUCACCCAUUAAAAUAUUCCCAUAUAUCUAAGGAAUUCAUAACCACAUUUUUAAUAAAGCAGGGUUGUCAAACUCUAGUUUUUGAAAGACAGCGAUACAGAACUGGGGGGUCUUCCAAUGUUCUAGAGUCUACUUUAAAAACUAAUACUAUAGAGGCCAUGUUAUGUAUGGGCGUCUCAAUGCAUAAUCUGUAUCACCCAUCUAAAGAAAUACAAAUACAUUCGGUAUCACCUGGGAUGAUGGUCGAUUAUUGGCAGUCGGAAUUUUCGACGAUGCUAAAACAAGAGCAAAAAAAGAGUAAGGAGUUUAGGGUUAGUUUAACACUGCAGAUGCUGAGAGAUUCAUUGUCAAAGAACAAGUUACUUCCUCCAGAAAUUCAAUUGGCAAGUCCCAUUAUGCAUCAUAGAUUCGAAUUGUCAGAUACAAUUCUAGAUAAUCUAUCGACUGGAUUAAAGGAUGACAAUAUCAAGAAGGAGUGGGACCAUAUUUGGAAAUUUAAAUCUCUUAGUAGGAAACUAUGGGAACUUGUAUACUUUAUUAACCGUUUCAACAUUUCGCCAUAUACUGUGCCAUUGGAUAAAUAUUGGUGGGGUAGCGUUAAAGGUGAUGAUCUAGCAGACUCUUUACUGCAUGGUCUUGCAUAUUCCGAGUACAUAAAAGCAAGAGAAGAUUUCAGAAAAAACGUUAAAGAACAUGGUCAAAUCAAUAGUUAUAGGUAA